Messenger RNA from Ceraceosorus guamensis, 722 nucleotides. RefSeq lists its product as hypothetical. The record is from RefSeq and is a predicted model, not a curated record. The transcript is spliced from 2 exons. NCBI's taxonomy places the organism in Eukaryota, Fungi, Basidiomycota, Exobasidiomycetes, Ceraceosorales, Ceraceosoraceae. Bases 182 to 610 code for a protein of 142 amino acids.
CUCGACGUGAACCUGCCCUCACGCCCCGGCCCUGCCUGGCGCUUGCCAACGCGAUGACGCGACUGACCGCCGCACAGCAGCCGACACCAAGAUCGGCCUGUUGAGAUUUGUCGACUUCCAUCACUCAAGCUUGACGUCUUAUCGAUGCCCUGACCUGCGUUUCUGUCAUGCGGCCUUGUAUAUGGCUUCACUCGAACUGCCCUUCACCUGCCGUCGUCAGCCUCUAAGCUCAGAUGUACUCCACUCGGGCUGUCUUCUACUGCAGCUCAGAAGGGGCGCUAGAGCAGAUUACAGAUCUGCCGCCUUGGCUUCUUUAUGCGCGCUGUUCACCCGCUGGCCAACGGCGCCGCGGAGACUACCACUCGAUACAGCUGCUUUACGCUGCGUAAGGGGAUCCUUUCUGGCUGUACGGUCGGGCCCUUUCACCUUCACCUUCAAGCUCGAAGCAAAGCCACCGAAUUCGCUUGCGCUUCAGGCCACCAAUGCUUAUAAUGGACACCUCACUCGUUCUACCCUCGGAAGGCGAUGCCUCCAAGACUUUGGAAGGUGCGCGGGCCUUAGGGCGUGCGGCUUGACUAACGAGGGAGGUGCGGCGCCACAGGUUGUGUGAGCCAGCAGCAUCGGAGGAGGGUGUUCCUGCAUGUCAGGUCCUGACUGAGCCCUGCACUGGUGUCAUCUUUCUCGAAGAGCUCUGACCUUGGUCGAGGAGACACGAUCCUGAA